AUGUCUGGGCGCCAAAAUGAAUACUUCAUCCCUGGAGAUGGUAUUAGCCGGGAAGUCAUUCAAGCAGACAUUUGUCGUUACCUUGGAAAUGAUGCGCUCGUAAGACCUGGAAAUCACAAUGGCUGUCAAGGCUAUUUCAUCCGUGCUUAUCGGAAUCUCACAUCUGAAAUGAUUGCUGAUCUCAAAGCGGACUCUUCUCGCUGGGAGGCAGAUGUAAUGCGUCGGACAGAUCAAGGCCACCCGCGGGGUCACUACUACCAUAAUGAUUACCAUGUGCAAGAAUAUCCCAUACCUCACCAAGGACCUAAUGUGCUUCCGACACCAUAUGGGCAUGGUGCCUCUGCUCCUCCAACUAGUUAUGGUACCUCUGUUCCUCCGGCGCCAAGUUAUGGUACUUCUGUUCCUCCGGCAAGCUAUGGUACAUCUGCGCCAAUUCAGGAGGCGCGCUCGUCAACUGGACCAUCACCACCUCCCACCUACAGUGCUCCUCCACCUCAGCAAUACAUGGACUCGUAUGCUACAAACCCAUACGGGCAGGCGCAGAGUCCUCCUUAUUCCACACAUUCCACUCCGACGUCGUAUCCUGCCACCCACUCCACCCAUUCCGUUCACUCCACUCACUCACAUUCGCCUUUCACAUCUGGUCAGAAUCAGUUCCCUUCGCAGCAGCAAAUGCCGCCCUUCACCACAUCGGCUCAGCCUGCAGUUUCUGCUGAUAUCCACCCAUCAUACAAGUAUAUAAGCUCCGGCUAUGGCUAUGAUGGUGGUUGGAACAAUGCUCCCAGGACAUAUUCCGGGCCUGGCUAUGAAACCGAGUCGGAGUAUUCCCCUGUGUCCACUGGAGUGAACUAUCCGGCUACCACAGCCGCAGAUCCACGCGUGCCUGGAAUGGGAUUAAGAUACACUCCAGAGUCGACAUAUUCGGACCGCAAUAGGCCACAGCCAGCAAGAGAUAACCGUGCCCGGUAA
Molecule: messenger RNA, 969 nt
Organism: Aspergillus chevalieri
Lineage: Eukaryota; Fungi; Ascomycota; Eurotiomycetes; Eurotiales; Aspergillaceae
Product: putative transcription factor RfeG
Exons: 3
Coding region: 1-969 (322 amino acids)
Source: RefSeq, a predicted model, not a curated record